CCUUCAGCUGUUUUCUGCGUUUUGUGUACUCUCCUUCUUCGUACAAUAUUUCAGCCAAUCAGAACUCACUUCGCAACUACGUCAUUGGAGGAAAACAAAUUUUUGACAGCCCCAUGUCGUAACCUUCUCUUCUAUGAACCUUAGUCGAAGCUACCCUCCUCUGCUCAAAAUUCAUAAUAAUCGAUACCGAUAUAUCUACUAAUAUAUAUAUUGAAUAUCGGAAAUAUCGAAAACGAAAUAGUUAUAAACAUGAACCAUGGUUCAUGGUUAAAAAGAUAUCAUAUUUUUACGCAAAUAUCGAAACAAAAUAUUGUAUCGAUAUCGUAUCACAACACCUGGUAUCGAUAUAAAUUAACCGAUAUGUUGAACAACGAUAUCGUAGCGGAAUCGCGCUUCCCUAAAAUAAAUUAAUUUAGUUGGUCGGCAAAUGGUAAACAAAAGAAAUUAUAAGAAAACAAUAUGAUUUGUAGACUAUGUUUAUGUGAAUCAAAAGAUAUAUUGAACAUUUACACCGAGACUGGUGAAAUGGCUCAGAAGGAGAUAUUAAAGGUGGUGGCUAAGCAUUUCGCAAUUGAGAUCCGCUACGAUGAUACUGUGUCAAAUAUAAUAUGUUCGCUAUGCUGGGGUCAUCUGCACGAAUUCCACAUAUUUUGGUUACGUAUUGAAGAGAAGCAGAAGAACCUAGAAAGUCAUUUGCAGUUGCCUGAAAUCAAACGUGAUAUAGAAGAAAUUGAGGGGGAAACUAUCGUAUAUAAUGAAAUGCCUAUAAGUCACGAAAAGGUAGACACUGAAUUAUGUGAGCCUGAAAUAGAUAUAUUUGAUGGAGGAGAACCUGGAAUCUGUGGAGGUCAAACUGAAUUUGUGGCGGCUAAAACGGAAGAGGAUGAGUCAACGAUGGACGAUGAUUAUUUCACUGUUCCUUUAACGGAUUCACUAGAUCUUCUAUCGAAGGACAUUGAAACUGAGACGGAAAAAAUAGAUUCCCAAGUUGAACAAAAGUCCACACAUACUAAAGCAAAAGAAAAUCGCACAUUUGAGAUAGGAAAGAGUAAGAGAGGGCGCCCGAAAAAAAGUGAAAUCGCUAAAAAGAAAAAUCACAAUGGUAUUGAAGAAAAAGACAACCCAAAAAAGAAAAACAGAAGGGGUGGUGAAGCCAAAAAACCCAUGCGUUCGAGCAAUUAUAAAGAAAAAUUAAAAGCAAUCCAAGAGGCUGACGAAUUUUUGGCCCAAAACACGGAGCUGAGUUGUUACAUUUGUAAAGAGAAAUUGAAAGAUUUCAAGGAGCUUAAAAGUCAUUUUCGGCGGCAACAUCAGUGUCCCGGCUAUGCGGUUUGCUGCAAUCAACGUUUCCUGAAACGAACAUUUUUCGUUGAUCAUAUUCAACUGCAUAAGAACCCCGAUUUUUUUAAGUGUGCUAUAUGCAAUAAACAAUUAAUAAGCCGCAAAAAUUAUAUCAAUCAUAUGCUCUCGUUGCACCAAGCAGAGGAAAAUCUUCAAUUUGGGUGCAAACAGUGUCCGAAAAAGUUUUCCAAACAAUACAUUUUAGAUAGUCACAUACGCAUGCGCCACAUGCCUAAAGAUCACAUUUGUAAAUUAUGCAAUAAAGCUUUUGCCAAUACUUGGAUUUUAACUCAGCACGAGAAAACUGUGCACCUAAAUGAAUUUGAAUCCGUUUGCGACAUAUGUGGAAAACGUUUGAGAAAUGCGGCAAACUUAAAAUACCAUAUGGAUAACGUGCACAACACGGAACCCCGUCCUGAGGUACAAUGCCCAGUUUGUCUGAAAUGGCUAAAGAGUGAUCGCAAUUUGCGCAAGCAUAUGAUAUCACAUCGUGAUGAAGCAUCUGGUGAAGUCUUUAAGUGUCCUCACUGUGAUGCUGAGAAAACUACAAGGCGAAUACUUUCAUCACACAUACGCUAUCAUCACUCAAAUAGAGUUUUCCCUUGUCCAAUGUGUGCGAAAGAAUUUAAAACUUCGAUUGGACUAAAG
Rhagoletis pomonella (apple maggot) is the source of this 1989-nucleotide messenger RNA. RefSeq names its product transcription factor grauzone-like. The record is from RefSeq and is a predicted model, not a curated record. Gene Ontology annotation, cellular component: chromosome; nucleus. Gene Ontology annotation, molecular function: zinc ion binding; chromatin insulator sequence binding. Gene Ontology annotation, biological process: regulation of transcription by RNA polymerase II. NCBI's taxonomy places the organism in Eukaryota, Metazoa, Arthropoda, Insecta, Diptera, Tephritidae.